AUGCCGAAGAGCCGGGGCGGCCGCGCCGCGCCGGGGCUGCCGCCGCCGCCGCCGGGCCUGGCCCCGCGCUGGAGCCUCUGGCGGGCCCCGGAGCGGCUGCUGCUGCUGCUGCCCGCGCUCUGCUGCCUCCCGGGCGCCGCGCGGGCGGCGGCGGCGGCGGCGGCGGCGGGGGCCGGGGACCGGGCGGCGCGGGCGGCUGAGGCGGAGGCGCCCUUCGCCGGGCAGAACUGGUUAAAGUCAUACGGCUAUCUGCUGCCCUAUGACUCACGGGCAUCCGCGUUGCACUCAGGGAAGGCCUUACAGUCAGCAGUCGCCACUAUGCAGCAGUUUUACGGGAUCCCAGUCACCGGUGUGUUGGAUCAGACAACAAUCGAGUGGAUGAAGAAACCCCGAUGUGGUGUCCCUGAUCACCCGCACUUGAGCCGAAGGCGGAGAAACAAGCGCUAUGCCCUGACGGGACAGAAGUGGCGGCAGAAGCACAUCACCUACAGCAUUCACAACUACACCCCAAAGGUGGGUGAGUUAGACACGCGGAAAGCUAUUCGCCAGGCUUUCGAUGUGUGGCAGAAGGUGACCCCGCUGACCUUUGAAGAGGUGCCCUACCAUGAAAUCAAAAGUGACCGGAAGGAGGCCGACAUCAUGAUCUUCUUUGCUUCUGGCUUCCAUGGCGACAGCUCCCCGUUUGAUGGUGAAGGGGGAUUCCUGGCUCAUGCCUACUUCCCUGGCCCAGGGAUUGGUGGAGACACUCACUUUGAUUCAGACGAGCCAUGGACAUUAGGAAAUGCCAACCAUGAUGGGAAUGACCUCUUCCUGGUGGCUGUGCAUGAGCUGGGCCACGCGCUGGGACUGGAGCACUCCAACGACCCCAGCGCCAUCAUGGCACCCUUCUACCAGUACAUGGAGACACACAACUUCAAGCUGCCUCAGGAUGAUCUCCAGGGCAUCCAGAAGAUCUACGGACCCCCCGCGGAGCCCCUGGAGCCCACAAGGCCCCUCCCCACACUCCCCGUCCGCAGGAUCCACUCACCGUCUGAGAGGAAGCAUGAGCGCCAGCCCAGGCCCCCUCGGCCGCCCCUCGGGGACCGGCCAGCCACACCAGGCGCCAAACCCAACAUCUGUGACGGCAACUUCAACACGGUGGCCCUCUUCCGGGGCGAGAUGUUUGUGUUUAAGGAUCGCUGGUUCUGGCGCCUGCGCAAUAACCGGGUACAGGAGGGCUACCCCAUGCAGAUCGAGCAGUUCUGGAAAGGCCUGCCCGCCCGCAUAGACGCAGCCUAUGAAAGGGCUGAUGGAAGAUUUGUCUUCUUCAAAGGUGACAAGUACUGGGUGUUUAAGGAGGUGACGGUGGAGCCUGGGUACCCCCACAGCCUGGGGGAGCUGGGCAGCUGUCUGCCCCGAGAAGGCAUUGACACAGCUCUGCGCUGGGAACCUGUGGGCAAGACCUACUUUUUCAAAGGCGAGCGGUACUGGCGCUACAGUGAGGAGCGGCGGGCCACGGACCCUGGCUAUCCCAAGCCCAUCACCGUGUGGAAGGGCAUCCCCCAGGCUCCCCAAGGGGCCUUCAUCAGCAAGGAAGGAUAUUACACCUACUUCUACAAGGGCCGGGACUACUGGAAAUUCGACAACCAGAAACUAAGCGUGGAGCCCGGCUACCCACGCAACAUCCUGCGUGACUGGAUGGGCUGCAACCAGAAGGAGGUGGAGAGGCGCAAGGAGCGGCGGCUGCCCCAGGACGAUGUGGACAUCAUGGUGACCAUCAACGACGUGCCAGGCUCUGUGAAUGCAGUGGCCGUGGUCAUCCCCUGCAUCCUGUCCCUCUGCAUCCUGGUGCUGGUCUACACCAUCUUCCAGUUCAAGAACAAGGCAGGCCCUCAGCCUGUCACCUACUAUAAGCGGCCAGUCCAGGAGUGGGUGUGA
Messenger RNA from Mesoplodon densirostris (Blainville's beaked whale), 1917 nucleotides. It is a transcript of the gene MMP24, whose product is annotated as matrix metallopeptidase 24. Gene Ontology annotation, cellular component: extracellular matrix. The record is from RefSeq and is a predicted model, not a curated record. Gene Ontology annotation, biological process: collagen catabolic process; extracellular matrix organization; proteolysis. Lineage: Eukaryota; Metazoa; Chordata; Mammalia; Artiodactyla; Ziphiidae. Gene Ontology annotation, molecular function: zinc ion binding; metalloendopeptidase activity. Bases 1 to 1917 code for a protein of 638 amino acids. The transcript is spliced from 9 exons.